Messenger RNA from Nerophis ophidion (straightnose pipefish), 2343 nucleotides. It is a transcript of the gene lpgat1, whose product is annotated as lysophosphatidylglycerol acyltransferase 1. The transcript is spliced from 9 exons. The record is from RefSeq and is a predicted model, not a curated record. Lineage: Eukaryota; Metazoa; Chordata; Actinopteri; Syngnathiformes; Syngnathidae. Gene Ontology annotation, cellular component: endomembrane system. Gene Ontology annotation, molecular function: acyltransferase activity. The coding region runs from base 487 to 1605 and encodes 372 amino acids.
UACGUUUACGCCCCCCACCCCCCCCCCAACCCAACCCUCCACCCUCCGCCCCGGCGAUUGUACGCCGUACCCGCGCGUCUCUUUCAUCCGGAGGGAGCGUGGAUAAGCGCCAGCGACCUAAGCUGGCCGAGGAUGCCUCCGUGUGGAACUAACCCGGUGUCUGACUGCGAUGGAGCCGAGCGCGCUCAACUGGAGCUAGCUAGCUAGCGAGCUAGCCAGCCAGCUAGCCACCGGGAUUCAGCCCGCAGCUCCCCCGGAACAACGUCGCCUAGAUGGGUCUGAUAGCGAAUUUAACGCGUGGGGGUUGUUGACAUUUUUUUUUGAAAAAUCAACACGUUCCCCUUAUAUUUGGCAAAAAAAAGGACCCGCCAUGUCUGCCACUAGGAAAAGGGCUACUUUAUUGCUGUAGGUUUGCUGCUUCAACGCGUUUAGCUUUUUGCUACAUUUGGAUGCUUCCGUGACGAUAUUAAGUCGGAGAGGAUCACGAUGGCCCAGCUCGUGGACGAGGCCGGGAAACUGGGCUGGGUUCUGCUCAAGUCGGCGCUGCGCUUCGUGUUCAUGUUCCUCAACAACUGUGUGGCCAUCCCGUCCUACUGCCUCUGCCUGCUGGUGCUGCAGCCGCUGAGAAUAUGGCACCGCUUCACCUUCUGGCAGCUGGAGGGCAUCAUGUUCAAGUGGAUGCUGGCCAUGGUGUCGUCCUGGGGUUGGAUUGCAGGUUACACAGUAACGGAGUGGGGUGAUGAUGUGCGGCCCAUCUCUGAAGACGAAGCCAUGGUCAUUGUCAACCAUCAAUCCACGGGAGAUGUGUGCACGCUCAUGAUGUGCCUGCAAGACAAGGGCACGGCGGUACGAAAAAUGAUGUGGUUGAUGGACCAUGUGUUCAAAUACACAAACUUUGGCCUCGUGUCGCUCAUCCACGGGGACUUCUUCAUCAGACAGGGUAAAGCCCACCGAGACAAGCAGUUGAUCUACCUGAAGGAUCACCUGGAAAAAUACUACCACAGCCGCGACAGGAAGUGGAUAGUGCUGUUCCCCGAGGGCGGCUUCCUGCGCAAGCGGAGGGAAACCAGCCAAACGUUCGCCAAAAAGCACUCGCUCCCCCACCUGACCCACGUCACGCUGCCUCGCCUCGGAGCCACCCAGGUCAUCCUGAAAACUCUUUCAGCCCAGAAUGAGAACGGCAGCGUGGGCAACGAGAGCGGAACCUCCAACCAGACAGCUAAAAAGCGUAAAGGCCUGCAGUGGGUGAUCGACGUGACCAUAGCUUAUCCCAAAGCACGGCCCAUGGAUAUUCAGACGUGGAUUUUUGGAUACAGGCCGCCGACAGUCACUCAUGUCCACUACAGGAUGUACCCUAUUAAAGAGGUUCCUGUGAAGGAGGAAGCUCUGACGGCCUGGCUGUAUCAGAGGUUUGUGGAGAAAGAGGAGUUGCUGGCCCACUUCUACGACACAGGUGCGUUCCCACCCCAGGACGGAGAGAGGCGGGCGGCCUCCCGGCAAAUGACCCUCGACCCCGUGUGGCUGUGCGUGGUCCAGUCCUUGGCGUUCGUCUCCGGCCUGGUGUGGUACAGCGCCCUGCAGCACCUCUACUGCUGCCUGUUUUGAGAACGCCGGCGAGGCGAGCAGAUCCAGUGUGAACCUCCAACAGUUGUAAGCCUUAGCCAAUAUAGUAGGAGAACACAUUCCCGAGACACGCAGACAUCCUUGCAUUCCCUGUGGACAAACGCUGAGCCUUUUGGGCCAAGGCUUCCAAAGUGCUCGGGCUGAAACUGGGCCGGCGAGGACAAGGGGUUGACGGUACUGCUGCUCUUUUAUUUUCUUUGGGUUGACUUAUUUGUCUUUUUUGCUUAGCCAAAUUUUAUUUGAAAAAAAAAAAAGUUAUUAUUAUUAUUAGAAGUUCAGCAGUUGUUAAUACUAAAAAAAAAAAAAAAAAUGCAUUUCAAAUGCAUUGUUUUGUUGCAGGCCUCAAUUCUGUGUCACUGUCAGCAGAAAGUGUGAAAUGUAAAAAAAAUAAAAUUAAAAAAAAAAGGGGGGGAAAAAGAAAUGCUUCCUAACUUAGCUGGUUUAAAAACAUUUUCAAAAUGUUGUGUGUCAUUCACUGGCCCUUUUCAGAUGUUUUUUUGUUUGUUUUGUUUUUAAAUUACAGUGUGUUUCCAAAGACAGGCAGGGAAGUGAUGUUUUCCUAGAUGUGGUUUUAGGAAAGAAACACAAUAGGAAUUAAAACAAAUGAUAUUAGAUCUGUCUGUAAUUUUCCCAUUUUGUACUUCUCCUUUCAAUUCCUAGUUACACAGCCAUUUUACAACACAAAAACUUGUGCUGGAAUAAAACAUCAAAUAUCCCAAA